AUGCUGCCCUACUUUACCCAGCUCUAUGGGAAUCCCUCCAGCGUACAUACGGUGGGGCAAGAGGCUCGCUAUGCGUUGGAUAGCGCCCGGGAGCGAGUGGCCAAGGUGUUGGCUUGCCGGACGAGCGAGGUUGUGUUCACCAGCGGUGGCACCGAAUCGGACAAUGCGGCAAUCAUCGGCGCUGCCACUGCCCUACAUGAGACGGGAAACCACAUCAUAACUUCAAGCGUAGAACACCAUGCAGUGCUACAUACCUGCCAAUAUCUCGAGAACCUGGGUUACGAGGUGACCUUUCUUCCCGUGGAUGAAUAUGGGAACGUCAGCCCAGAACAGGUUUACAAUGCAACUGGCCCGCGGACUACCCUCGUGUCCAUAAUGUACGCCAACAACGAAAUUGGAACCAUUAACCCAAUUUCCGAGAUUUCUGCAGCGGUCCAAAAGCGGGCAGGAGAAUUGGACCGAACAAUAGUCAUGCACACCGACGCGGUUCAAGCCGCCGGUUUCCUCGACCUGAACGUGCGCAGACUUGGUGUAGAUAUGCUUAGUCUGUCCGGGCACAAGUUCUAUGGGCCAAAAGGCACCGGUGUCCUGUUUGUGCGACGGGGAACCCCCUAUAUGCCGCUUCUGUUAGGCGGAGGGCAGGAACGGGAGAGGCGGUCGGGCACGGAGAAUAUCGCCGGCAUAGUGGGCCUUUCCGUGGCAUUGGAUAUGGCCGACACAAGCAGGGAGGACACUUCUGCGAACUGUACGGUCCUCCGAGACCGUAUAAUUAGGGAAGUGACUGACAUUGUGCCCGACACCAAUCUGAACGGCCAUCCCAUCCAACGGCUCCCCAACAACAUAAACUUUUCUUUUGAGGGUGUUGAGGGAGAGUCUAUCCUUUUGGGCCUGGAUAUGGCGGGCGUGGCGGCUUCCAGUGGCAGCGCAUGCAGUUCCGGCUCACUGGAGCCGUCGCAUGUAUUAUUGGCACUGGGACAAACGGCUGAAUUGGCCCGGAGCAGCCUCCGAAUUACUCUGGGCAAGGAAAAUACUGAAGAAGAAGUGGAUUAUUUGCUGGGCGUUUUGGUUGACCUGGUUAGUCGGCUUCGCCAACUGCCCACACUAACUACGACAGGUUCCUGA
This is a messenger RNA of Geodia barretti, 1122 nucleotides long. The record is from the annotation of a GenBank genome assembly. NCBI's taxonomy places the organism in Eukaryota, Metazoa, Porifera, Demospongiae, Tetractinellida, Geodiidae.